Abrus precatorius (Indian licorice) is the source of this 1068-nucleotide messenger RNA. Its product is annotated as probable 2-oxoglutarate-dependent dioxygenase At5g05600. The record is from RefSeq and is a predicted model, not a curated record. NCBI's taxonomy places the organism in Eukaryota, Viridiplantae, Streptophyta, Magnoliopsida, Fabales, Fabaceae. Gene Ontology annotation, molecular function: dioxygenase activity. Bases 10 to 1068 code for a protein of 352 amino acids. The transcript has 3 exons.
GCAACAACCAUGGGAGAGGUAAACCCAGCUUUCAUCCAAGACCCACAACACAGGCCAAAGCUCUCUACCAUCCAAGCCGAAGGAAUUCCCGUAAUAGACCUCUCUCCGAUAACCCAUCACACAGUUUCUGAUCCAUCAGCUAUUGAAGCUUUGGUGAAGGAGAUUGGAAGUGCAUGCAAGGAAUGGGGUUUCUUCCAAGUAAUAAAUCAUGGGGUGCCUUUAAUUCUUAGGCAGAAGAUGGAGGAAGCAUCAAGGUUGUUCUUUGCACAGAGUUUGGAGGAGAAGAAGAAGGUUAGCAGAGGUGAAAGCUAUACCUUGGGUUAUUAUGACACCGAACAUACCAAAAACGUUAGAGACUGGAAAGAAGUGUUUGAUUAUCUAGCCCAAGUACCCACUUCCCUUCCUGUCACCCCAGAUGAACACGACGAUCGAGUCACUCGGUGGACUAAUCCUUCACCUCAAUACCCUCCAAACUUCAGGGUUAUAUUGCAAGAGUAUAUUCAAAAGAUGGAAAAGUUGUCCUAUAAGUUGUUGGAGCUUAUAGCUAUGAGUUUAGGCCUUGAGGCAAAGAGUUUUGAAGAAUAUUUCAUCAAAGAUCAAACUAGCUUUAUUCGACUCAACCACUAUCCUCCAUGCCCUUACCCUGACCUUGCUCUUGGUGUUGGUCGACACAAGGAUCCUGGUGCCUUAACCAUUCUUGCACAAGAUGAGGUUGGAGGACUUGAAGUGAAGCACAAAGCAGAUCAAGAGUGGGUAAAAGUGAAACCCACCCCAGAUGCUUAUAUAAUCAAUGUUGGUGAUAUUAUUCAGGUUUGGAGCAAUGAUGCCUAUGAGAGUGUAGAACAUAGAGUGUUGGUCAACUCUGAGAAAGAAAGGUUUUCCAUUCCAUUCUUCUUCUUCCCUGCACAAGACACUGAAGUUAGGCCUUUGGAGGAGCUGAUAAAUGAGCAAAACCCUUCAAAAUAUAGGCCAUACCAAUGGGGAAAGUUUUUUGUCCACAGAGUGAGCAGCAAUUUCAAGAAACAAAAUGUUGGGAACAUUCAGAUAUAUCAUUAUAAGAUAGCUUAA